GGGAUACCGGUUUAAGUUGCGUAACAAGGCAGAAGGCGCGACCGAUCGACAAUUUUUAAACAAACCACAUCACCAAGUCAAACCAAGUCAAUAUUUGAAAACCUAUCGCCAUCAAAUCGAAUCGCAUCAUAUCGCAUCCCACCGCACAACCACCAACGACACUGUAUUUGAUUGACACACUCGAGCGCAUUUACAAUAGUCAUCUCGAUAAUACAAGACGACAUACUUUUCUAAUUAUUCCAUUGUGGAUUUAAUUGUCUUUAGUCUUUAAUAACUCCCUCAUCUAAUUGGUUUUUCUUUUUUUUAACCUCCAUCUACGGACAAUCCUUGGAACCUUCCCGCCUCUUACAAUCUGGCGCGCCUCAUAUCCUAGCUUCCUGCCCCCGCGUCAAUACUACCAUCACCAUUAUCGCGAUCGCUUAGAUUUACUUCAGUCUCAAGCUAUCACUGAUACUUAAAAAGUCUUAACAUCCCGAUUCAACUACGUUAUUUCGCGACUUUCCUUGCCUCUGGACAGUGCGGGACAUCGCCAACUUUAUCUUCAACUAACGUUAAGGAGCUAUCACCCCUCCCGCAUCCCCGCUUGGUCCGAAUACGCGACUAUUAUCCGAUUAUCUUUUAGUAAUGGGCAUCUAACAUAACAUGCCUGCCUCAUCAAAGCGAAGUCAGAGAACGCGCCGCCCUCGCGACGUUAGUCCGAGCCCAGCCCCGCUAGAACAGUCCUCGCCGUCGCGUCCAGCCAAGCGCAGACGGAAGGUCGAGGAACCUCAAUCGGAACCUAUUGAAGAUGAGGGCUCAAGCCUCACUGUCGACAAUUCGAACCCCGAGGGUUCCAGCGAUGAUGACCGACUGAUCACGCUGGUAACGCAACAUCUACGAAGCAUCCAUACCCAAGCCAGCCGAGACCACGCCAAUGCUAUACAUGAAUCUAAGACCGAGGAUAUAGAGGCAUACGCUAAAAUCUCUGCUCAAGACUGGACCUAUUAUAUUAGGUCCUUGUCUAUUAACAUUGGUAGAACAUCGGAGCCGUCCCAUACACGCCCUUCCGGGCAAGAUGAUGAGGAUAAGGACUUUGUCCACAUCGACCUCGGCCCCUCUAAAACAUUUUCGCGCCAGACAGCCAUUAUAUACUAUGACUCGGAUCCCGGCAAAUGGUACCUCUUGCCAAAAGGACGGAAUGGGCUUAAGGUUGACAAUGCCACUCUCAAGAAAACGGAUGACCCGCAUGCUCUGUCUAGUGGUGAAGUCAUCGAGAUUGGCGGCAUCGAGAUGAUGUUCGUCUUGCCAGGAAGCCUUGCCCCUCUUCGUAUCCAUCCCAUGUACCUUGAACAGGCCGGGAUUAAACAACAGCAAUCGAGUCCUGCUCGUGAAGCUGGCAGGACAGCUUUACCAACAGCGCCUUCAGCGGACCACCCGUCGUCUCAGUCUACGGCAAGACCUUCUUCCUCUCGGAGCCAGCUCUAUCAACAACCAAUAGCACCCGCACCUCCUGAUUAUAGGCGACCAGGAACUCCCCCUUCGGCCAAGACCCGCCCCACCGCUGCACAGCAGAAAACGCCUGCGCAAGGGUCUUCCGGAACUGUGAUAAUGAGCCAGAGCGACGUGGACCUAAGCAAAGACGAAAAUAAGCAUAUUAAACCUCAUUUCAGUUAUGCUCAGAUGAUAACCCAGGCUAUCAUGAGUACUGCUGAGGAGAAGUUGAACCUGGCCGGUAUCUAUCAGUACAUUACGACUAACUAUGCUUAUUAUCGACAUCAACCGCCUUCUGGUUGGCAGAACUCCAUUAGACAUAACCUAUCAUUAAACAAAUCGUUUAUGAAAGCACCGCGAUCGACGGACGAGCCUGGAAAGGGGAUGAAAUGGGAAAUUGUUCCUGAGCAGCGCGAAGAUAUGAUCAGGGUCGCCUAUAAAGGUGGAAGAGGUGGACAUCGCGGUUCUUCCGCCCCCUCGUCCCCAAGUCAACCUAGCCAGCUCAGUUAUAUCACACAUGGACCUCGAGACGUUUCAACCAGGGAGCCCACAUCGGCACGAAAGCGUAAGGCUUCGCCAAUCGCCUCGCCGCCCCCGAAGUCGGCUAUGACUCUAUCUCAGGUGACGGUAACACCAGACCGUAAGUAUCUACCAACAGGUCCGGCGAGCUUCCAAGAUGGUAGCCCGCUUCCGCGACGCAAGCCUCUGGGCUCUGCGGACACCCUCCCUCAGUCACCGCCGACUUUGUCGUCUUCAUAUCUCCCGGACGAAAGCGCCUCUUUUGUUACUCCGGCGCCUCAUCGGGUUCAUCCACGACUUGCACCCCCUAGUACCGCUCAGAGACCAAGUCAGCACAUGCCGACGUCUUCUCCAGCCCCUUUUUGGAAGUACGCCGACAUCACUAGUACGCCUCUGAAAUCGUUGCAGUACGAUUUGAGUCCCUCGAAACCUGCGGCCCUACCAAACAGCAGCAGCCCUCCUGCUGCCCGCGAUAGAUCGCCUAUAGGUAGCCCGACUAGAUCGACCAGACCUACUCGAGCAGAGACACAGGAGAAGGUUGCCGUGGCAGAUGAGGAGGAAGAAGAAGGUGGUUUUGAUCUUACUAAGGGUUUCCAGAGCAUCGGUUCCUACCAUACCCCUGCCAACUGGAUGCUAUCCCGAACCAAUGGGAGUCGAACAUAACUGCGAUACCCCUUGGUAGUUAGACUUAAACAGUCCUUAACAAAUCCUAGUUCUCUAAAAGGAAAAACCAAAUUAUAUCCUGUAUUAUUGUUUUCUGCGCAUUUUGGUUAUUGCAUUUUGUGGUGGGUAUGGCGGAUGCAACACUGAUUUGUACGGCUAUCACCAUCAACAACGGAGUAAGGUUUUUUUUUCUUCCUGUUUUCUUAUCACCCCGGAUGUGCUUUCUUUCUAGGAACCUCUGAUAUCCAACAUCUGGCUGUCUGGUUCGAUCACGGACAGCAGUGAAUUAAGGGGACGAGGAAGAGAGCAUGUAACUUUCACGGCAUACGGCACCCAAAAAAAUUUCAACCCGGCGUUUCUCGGAAAAGGAUGGGGAGGGGAUGGAAAAGAAUCUUCGCAUCACUGCCGAGUGGAAGGGAAAAGGGAUGGGGAGGGAGCAGGAUAACAGAACACACAUCUGGCGGGAGGGCAAGGCGGAGUGGAAGUGUCUCCCACUCGGAACACAGGUGGUGCUGCGUGCGGGUUUAUGUUUGCUUCUUUCUUGUUCUUGUUCUUUCUUCUUCUUAUACGUUAUGCCAUGAUUCAUGAUCAUUCUCGUGUCCCCUUUUUUUCUUCUUCAAUGCUAGUCUUUGAAGAACCAGUCAUUUCGGGAAUGGUUCUUCGAUAAGGUAAUGAAUGAAUCUACGC
Messenger RNA from Annulohypoxylon maeteangense, 3339 nucleotides. RefSeq lists its product as uncharacterized. The coding region runs from base 643 to 2652 and encodes 669 amino acids. Gene Ontology annotation, biological process: regulation of transcription by RNA polymerase II. Lineage: Eukaryota; Fungi; Ascomycota; Sordariomycetes; Xylariales; Hypoxylaceae. Gene Ontology annotation, molecular function: DNA-binding transcription factor activity, RNA polymerase II-specific; protein binding; RNA polymerase II cis-regulatory region sequence-specific DNA binding. The record is from RefSeq and is a predicted model, not a curated record. The transcript has 4 exons.